Lepus europaeus (European hare) is the source of this 1492-nucleotide messenger RNA. It is a transcript of the gene DNAJC12, whose product is annotated as DnaJ heat shock protein family (Hsp40) member C12. Bases 168 to 764 code for a protein of 198 amino acids. The record is from RefSeq and is a predicted model, not a curated record. Lineage: Eukaryota; Metazoa; Chordata; Mammalia; Lagomorpha; Leporidae. Gene Ontology annotation, cellular component: cytoplasm. The transcript has 5 exons.
AAAGGGCUAGAAUGACAUCUGGCGUAUUGAUUGCGGGCGGGUCUUCAAGCUAGUUUUUUGCCGUUUAGGACGUGGGGCUUUAAUUCAGAUAUAGAGAGGUUUUUCCUGCUAACUCAGAGCUCGCCGUAUCUGUGUCCGAGGGAGGAAAAGCUGACUGACUAAUCUAAAUGGAUGCGAUACUCAAUUACCAGUCAGAAGACACCGACGAUUACUACAGGUUACUGGGGUGUGAUGAACUCUCCUCGGUUGAACAAAUCCUGGCAGAAUUUAAGGUCAGAGCUUUGGAAUGUCAUCCUGACAAGCAUCCGGAAAACUCCAAAGCUGUAGAGACUUUUCAGAAACUGCAAAAGGCAAAGGAGAUCUUGACCAAUGAAGAGAGUCGAGCCCGUUAUGAUCACUGGAGAAGGAGCCAGAUGUCGAUACCAUUUCAGCAGUGGGAGGCUUUGACUGACUCUGUGAAAACAUCAAUGCAUUGGGCUGUUAGAGGUAAAAAGGAUCUGAUGUUGGAAGAAUCUGAUCAGACUCAUACGAACAAGAUUGGAAAUGAGGACUGGGACAAACAAAGAGAAAUAAAGGAGGAGGAAAUGGGUCCAACCACAGAAAAAAUGAAACAAAAAGAAUGUGAGUCCCUGGAGAAGUCAAGCUCCCAGCAGAAUCCAGAUUCUCCAAGUUUUUCCGAUGUGAACUGUUGGCACCUUCGCUUCCGCUGGUCUGGGGAUGCUCCUUCAGAACUCCUGAGAAAGUUCAGAAACUAUGAAAUAUGAAACGUCCCUGUGCUGUAAAAGAUGGAGAGCGACACUGGCCCCUGUGCUGCUGCCAUGUAGUUUUUGUUCACAGCUAAAACCAGGCGUGUGUCUGUGUCAUGUUCACACUUUGCCGAGUGCCCACUGAUUCCUCCAUCUUUGUGCCCUGUCCCACACAGUGAGAAAGCUUUCAGAAGACUAGUUUCUUUCAAAUAUCUGAAAUACAUUAAGGUUCUUAGAUUCAGAGUAGAUCAUAUUACAUGUACAUUCCAGUUAAUGCAAUUUAUAGAAAUCUACUUAAAACUUGAUCUCUGUGUUUAAACAUUUUAUUGAUGCACCUUGAUCUCUGUUAGUGUAGCUGCACAGGAAAUGUUUUGUGGCCCUUGACUUAAAAUGAGAUGUGAAAUUACUUGUUUAAACUCCACAGAGUUAAAUAAGUAAUUUAUUCAAAGUUCGUAAAUGAAUUUAUAAUUCAACUAUAUUUAAAAAAUAAUUGGAAUAGAAAUUUCUGCUUUAAAAAUCAUGAAUUGGAAAGUUAUAAUUUAUUUGAGGAAAUACAUUUCUACAAGAUUUCUUGUGGUAUAUAAGCAAAUGAUACACUUAGAAAUUAUGUUCUAAUUGAAAAUGGGCCUGUUUGAUAACACAACCUUUUUAGACUGGAAUUCCCGAUGUUCACAUGUAGUCUAUGGUUAUUUUUUAGUUUGUGAACAAGUGAAUGAAAAAUUAAGAAUAAAAACGAUUUUAAUCAA